Molecule: messenger RNA, 1611 nt
Organism: Leptosia nina
Lineage: Eukaryota; Metazoa; Arthropoda; Insecta; Lepidoptera; Pieridae
Source: the annotation of a GenBank genome assembly
AUGCUCGAGAAAAAUGAAGUUAAAGGGAAGCCUAAUAUCGGUGAUCUUGAUAUGCUGCGUGGAAAUAAAUUUGAAGCGGGCGAUUCUAAAGAAAAACCUGCUAAGGUAGGAUGUCCCUGCAUGCCAAUGAGAAAUAAGACAUUUGAACAAAAGGGCGACUAUAAAAUAGAAAAUAAAGGCGGUCCAAUAGUAAUAAAAGAUAACAUAAAAGAAGGUAUUAAGGCUUAUUCCAAACCAAGAGAAAUUAGUAAAGACGGAAAAUGCCCUUAUUGUAAGGUUUGCUUAAAAGAUGGUAUAGGAUUUUCGUUAUUUACUAAAUUUAAUGCAUGUGUAAACAAAAUAAAAGGAUGGCCUACGAAAUUCUUUAAAGUAAAAAAGCCGUUGUUACCAAUAAUACCAAAAGCGCCUAAACUUAAACCACUCUUUAAUGUAUACUUAGAAGCUGAUAGUUUAAAUAUAAUAAAUAAAGAAGAAGUGACAGAAAAGGUCACACAGUUACACACAAGACGCGGCAAAGGAGCGACAAAAACCGGUGCCAUGAGAAAGAAACAUGGUAAGGAUUGUCAAUGUUGUUAUUGUCUUAAAGGCAAAAAAGACGCAGCAGCCGCAAAGAAAGCAAAAGAAAAGGCCGAUAAAGUCAAAGAAAAGGAAAAAAAUAAAAAGGAAAAGAAAAAACAAACUUGUGUGUGUGGAAGUGUUGCUUGUGCGAGGCAUGUACAAUUUUUAAAACGUUACAAACCACCAGAGAAGAAAGUUAUUCAACCAUGCUCUUGCGGUAGUCCUAUUUGUGACGAAGAAAUAGCCAUUAUGAACGCUAUUGCCGAAAAUCCCGGUGGGAUCAUGUGCCUUUGCCAAGAAGAAAUGAAGCGGAGAAAAAAAAUAUUAGAAAAGAAACAAAAGAAAGAAUAUGAAAAGAGACGAAAGAAAAUUUCGAAACAACAUUCCAAAGCGGACAAAAUACGAAGAAAGAAACGGCUUGAGAGCGCCAAGGUGAUGGAAAAAUCAAUCAAAGGUGACAAGAACGACGUCAUGUUAGUCGCGGAGUCUGUUGUGGAUGUAGCAAAAUUAGGUAUUACGGGAAUAACUGACGUCUUGCGUAUAAUGUACAGGUGCGCCAAGGACCCAAAACAUUCUUGGCGCACCGUAAAAUCCAUGGCAAAGGACCCAAGCCUCAUAGGCAAGACAUUGAAGGAAACCUAUAAUGAUAGCGGUGUAGCAGCCACUGGUAGGAGAGUCGGUAUGCGUUUGUCAGCCAUGGGUUCCGUUAAAGAGACUAAAAACUUACUGGAACAACAUCCUAUCACGAACUACAUAUUGCACAUAGCCGAUAAAGAUCCAAAGAAGCGGUUGCGUAAAGCCCGAAAGGUGAAACGCAAAGAACGCAUAGACUUCGGGUGCAAUCUUUACAUGAGCUCACUAAGAAAGAGACCGUUCAUGUUUAUAUUCGACAGGUGCCCUUCUUUCUAUCCGCACUGUCUGUCUAUUGUUAAUGUGUGGAAACAAUUCGCGGAAGUCGUGACAUUUCUACUGGCCGUCGUAGUCUGGAGUCCCUGCAUUUUCUGUAUGGAAAUUUGUAGAGCCGUAAUGUGUUGCACGCUCUGUACAGGAUAA